Messenger RNA from Suillus fuscotomentosus, 976 nucleotides. RefSeq names its product flavin reductase like domain-containing protein. NCBI's taxonomy places the organism in Eukaryota, Fungi, Basidiomycota, Agaricomycetes, Boletales, Suillaceae. The coding region runs from base 51 to 836 and encodes 261 amino acids. Gene Ontology annotation, molecular function: riboflavin reductase (NADPH) activity; FMN binding. The transcript has a single exon. The record is from RefSeq and is a predicted model, not a curated record.
AAUGAUGUUUUGGUACAUACUAUUACUAUCUCAUGUAGCCAAAAUUCAAUAUGCUACAGUCAUGCACAAGUACUGUCAGAUGUGCGACGCAUAAUCUGAGCGACAACCUACUCCGAAGCUAUAGCUCUGCGCCAUCUGCACAAGCAAAGCUCGUCAAACAAUCUCUGCGCAAUCUUCUCCGAGAGACAGCUCAGCCUGUGGCGGUAGUCACGUCAACCCUACCAGACCAUGAAACUGCACCACGAAGUGAUCCGUCCAUACAAUACCAGAAAAAAGCACCGUCAAUCUUUCAUGGCGCUACAUUGUCGUCUUUCACGUCCAUCGCGCUCGAUCCGCAUCCGCUUGUCGCAUUCUCUCUCCGCGUCCCUUCACGGAUGGCUCUGGCUCUAAAUGGCCACGCAUCAAAGCCCCAAAUGCAAAUGUCGUCCCAUAUGGUCGUCAACAUCCUUUCUGCUGCACAACCCCAUAUUGCACAAUUGUUCUCCCGUCCAGAUCUGCACCCCUUUUCGAAUUCGGAGGUGCAGUGGACGCAGUCUGCAGAUGGUCUCCCAGUGAUCAAAGGUGCUUUAGGCGCGCUCUCCUGCGCUGUGGUCGGUCGGUCAUUGCCCUUGAGUGAUACGCGGUGGUUGCAUUCGAGCAUGGAGGAGUGGGAAACGGAGGUGCAGCAAGUAGAAGGCGGCAGUGGGUUGGCUUCAGAGCUAUUCAUCGCACGUGUUUUACGUGUGGAGGAUGUCCAAGAGCCGGAGGGUCAGUUCAAGAAUGACAAAUUAUGGACGUUACCUUUACUCUAUCACCGAAGAGCCUACACCACUGUGGGCAAGAUACCAAACCCAUGACUCAUCUCGAAUAUGUUCGACAAUAAUCGAUGAUCUGUCGGCAUCCACUCGUAACUCAGAGUUCAUCAAUCCAUCAGGUCUCUCCCACUGAAAUGAAUGAAACACAUGAUAUCACGUAGAUCUCCGGAAGUCUAUGACUA